UCCGCUUCCGGGUCGCCCGCCGGCGGUUGCGGUGGUGAAGAAGGUGACCCCCGGCAUCGCCAUGGGCCGCCACUUCGGGAACCUGGCUCGGGUUCGCCAUAUCAUCACCUACAGCUUGUCGCCUUUCGAGCAACGCGCCAUCCCCAACGUCUUCUCGCAGGGGCUGCCCAACGUCUGGCGGCGGUUCAGCUCCCAGGUUUUCAAAGUGGCGCCUCCCUUUGUGGGAGCCUACCUCCUUUAUUCCUGGGGGAUGCAGGAGUUUGAGAGACUGAAGAGGAAGAACCCCGCUGACUAUGAAAACGACCAGUAGCCGGGUUAAUAAAGAGCUUCUUCCCUCAUUGUAUUAUCACCUUGGCGUUGCUAAGCUUGUUCGUGUGACUAGAAGGGUAUUAAGAGGGAGAUAAGUCACGUCUAAUAAACUCUUCUAAUUUUGCCCC
This is a messenger RNA of Athene cunicularia (burrowing owl), 437 nucleotides long. Its product is annotated as cytochrome b-c1 complex subunit 8. Bases 62 to 310 code for a protein of 82 amino acids. The transcript has 2 exons. Gene Ontology annotation, biological process: mitochondrial electron transport, ubiquinol to cytochrome c. The record is from RefSeq and is a predicted model, not a curated record. NCBI's taxonomy places the organism in Eukaryota, Metazoa, Chordata, Aves, Strigiformes, Strigidae.